Messenger RNA from Melanotaenia boesemani (Boeseman's rainbowfish), 2358 nucleotides. RefSeq names its product cleavage and polyadenylation specificity factor subunit 6. Lineage: Eukaryota; Metazoa; Chordata; Actinopteri; Atheriniformes; Melanotaeniidae. The transcript has 14 exons. Bases 87 to 1385 code for a protein of 432 amino acids. The record is from RefSeq and is a predicted model, not a curated record.
CACUGAGGGUUUGACUGACGGCAGCGUUCACACGCUCCUCAUACCUGACAGAUUUUUCGCGCGCGUGCGGUCCACACCGGAGGAUAAUGUGGAGGGUUUUGAUCCUGCUGGCUGCGUCUCUCGGUGUGGAGUCGUACACUGUCCAGGACUCCUAUGAGCGUCUGACCCACGGCAGCCAGCUGAAGAUCUACCUCUCUGUUAGUGCAGAGAAGAUGGAGUUCAUCUCAGCCGAUAAUCCCACCUCAACCUUUGUGCUCUGGGAGAAGUUCAGACAGAGGGUAAGCAGAGGCAGGGUGUCGGGCACCGGCAGCGACAGGCGCUUUUACAUCGACAAGGUGACCUAUGAAGACCGAGGAACGUACAUCCAGAAAAACUUCUGGAAUAAAGAGAUCUCUUCUGUCAAUGUGGAAGUGACACCCAGACAGAAUUAUGUGAAGUGCGUCGCAGGAGAGAGUCUCUACAUCUCCCUGGAGGGCGUGGACCAGGCCGACGCAAACCUCUUCUUCUCCGGACCGGCUGCCAACGUGACUCUGGUCCGUGAUGGUGCUCGCGUGUCCCAGGACCUUCCAGAUUACUGGGACCGGGUUCAGGCCAACUCCAUGAACAUUGAGAUCCGACAUGUGAACUACAGCGAUGAGGGACAGUACACCCUGAGAGACCGGAAGGACAGAGUGGUAUCUGUGACCAGGAUGGACCUGACAGACCACCACGAGUACACAUCAGGAAGCCCUCUAAUAGCUCUGCUCCUACUGCUGGGAAUUCCGACUGGGAUCUGCUGCUGCUGUCGGAAGAAGAUCUUCAAGAAGAAAGCCCCAACGUCUGCUACCCUCCAGACCUCCUCAGAAAUGGUCCAUGUUCCUCCCAGUGGUCCUGUUGGACCUUGUCCUCCCUACAGUAGCCCCGGAGAACCAGGACUGGUGAACUACUAUGACCCAAACUCUAACAUGGGUCCCACAGUCUACCCUCCACCUCCUAAUACUGGUCCAGCAGCAGGGGGCGGCUUCCCACCUUCUCCGGGUUUCAACCCAGCCUACCCUCCCCCGAACCCUUCCUAUCCUCCUCCUGGUCCUGCUAUGGCCUUCCCUGCACAGCCUCAACAGUGGGGUUACCAACCACAGGACCAGUACCCCCCUGCACCUGUAGGCCCAAUGGGUUAUGCUCCAGUCACAUCCAGCUAUCCUCCACCUACAGAAGCCACUGAAUCUGGACAGGUGAUGAAGAGGGAGGAAAAAGCUUCAUCACCGGCUGAUCCUCUGCUGACUGCUGCUCCACAGGGUGGCACUGCUGCAGAGCCUGGACCUCCCCACUUCAACGCUGCUCUCAGCUCCUCUGAUGGGGGUGCUUAUCAGUUCCAGAUCGACAAGAACGCCAGCAACUUCCUGUAGAUGCUCCGUCCUCACUCUGACGCACAGCGACGACUUCUCUGCUGCUUCACAUCACAGAACUGGCUCAGGUGGAUGCGUUCAGUCCAGCUGGUUUAUGGACAGAUUCUUCUGUCUUUAAUCCAGAGCUGCAUCCUCCUACUCAAAAAGUCUCUGCUGGUGUGUUAAUAAGUUUUGCUUCAUCUCCAACCUGUUUUUACUCUUGAAUACGAUGCUGCAUACAAAUCUAAAUCUCCCAAUACUGUGAGUUUCUGGGACACUGAAAUACCUCUAACAGAGGUGAAGCAGAACAUUUUCACACACCAGCAGAGACGUUUUGAGUCUGCAAGCUUGGAGAGAGAAUAGUGAAAACAUUGUCCAAAGGUUUUGGAUUAAAGACAGUAAAAUGUCUCCAUACUCUGACACCUGACAGAAUGUAAGCAAAUCCAAUACCAAACCAGUUCAGUUUAGCUCUAUUCACACGGAGUCAGCUCUUGAAAAACAGCCUUACCUCGGAAACCAACCAACAGAUGGAACUGAAUCUUCUCUCCGAUUCAGUCCUGACUGCACGUCUGGGUGAGCGACAGAACUGGAACCACAUGAAGCCCAGUUCUGGACCAGUUUCCUUGUCAGCAUGUUGUACAAAGUUUAGCAGCUUCAGGUUUUUUUGUUUUUUUCUUUAGCAUUGGUGAAUAAAACUUAGAAAUGUUCUGUUUGGGUUUCCUGGGCUCAACACUGUGGUGCCUUCCUAUCUGCUGUAUGUAGACUUUUGUAUUUUAGGUUUUAGGAGUUUGUGUUCUGCAGAGACAUUCCUCACAUGUAACACUAAUGAUGUAGAACUGAAGUACAUAUGUAGAUCGUAACAGGAUGUUUUUAUUGUUUCUAUGUAACUGGAGCCAAAUGUCUGCAGGUUUUGAUGUAAGUGACGUGUUGUUGUUCCACUUUGUUAAAUUUUCCUCAUCCAUCAGUUUUUGACAAAUACAGUCUGGAUCUCCGA